Molecule: messenger RNA, 2118 nt
Organism: Fundulus heteroclitus (mummichog)
Lineage: Eukaryota; Metazoa; Chordata; Actinopteri; Cyprinodontiformes; Fundulidae
Gene: and2
Product: actinodin2
Exons: 6
Coding region: 155-1645 (496 amino acids)
Source: RefSeq, a predicted model, not a curated record
CUCCCUGCACGCCCGGCUCAUACGGCGGAGAGAGCUUUAAGGUUCAGACAGCUUAGAAAAGGCACCCCUCCCUCCUGAGAGACCCGCUGGAUCCAGAGGUGAUUGCAGGAGGCCACAUCCUCUGCACCUUUGCAGGAAGCACAUAAAGCAUAAAAUGGCACAUUUUGGACGACCGUGGCCCUCCCUCAUCCGCACUGCUCUCCUGUUAGCAAUUGUUUUAUUACCAGAGUUUCUGGGGGCCGUUCCAGUGGGGCAGGACAAGCAGGAGGAAGCAGUUGCAGUGUCUGAUGAUGUGAGAGCAGAUGCCAUGGCCAACUUGAAAAAGCUGGUUCGCAACAGAAGGAAUGUCCCCGUCGUGGCUGUGCCCCAGUUCAAACGUGUGCCUGACUUCUGGGGAUGGUACAAGUACUUUAUGGACACCCACAACCAGGAGAGGGUGGAGGACUUGGAUCGUCUGUAUCUGGCCUAUUUGCAAAACAAGCACCGGUCCGAGGAGGGGCCCACCUUCAACCACUAUCUCAAACACCUCAGUGAAAUCUACAAAACCUGUGCUGAUUCUGAAGACCCAGAAUGCAUAGCUGAGUUUACCAGCAAGCCAAAAGCCGCAGUGGUCAUGCCUGCCCCCAUCAAGUCUGCUGGUGUAAGGAUGUGCAACCCCUACCUUGACCCCUACUGCCUUUACUCCACUUCCUCCAAGGCGGCUGUCCCGGAGCCUGAACUGGCUCCAGUCAAGGCACCAGCUCCCAUCUUCACCCCGGUGCUGCCCAUGCAUCAGAAGGGGCCCGCCGGUUACUAUUACGCUCCAGUCUUGGAGCCCUUCCUGAACGCUGAGCAGAGGUCCGAGUUGCUCAGGAUCUGCCAUCACGAAGAUGUCGAAUGCUUGCAGUACCAUCUGAGAGCAGCAUUUGGGUACCGCCCGGCGCUGGGUCCGGCUCCAUCCUAUUCUGCCCUCAAAUGCGACCCCAAGGACCCCUAUUGCAUGCCCACUCUAGUACAGAAGGCCCCCACUGGCUUCUACCACGUGAUGCAACCUAGCUGUGACCCAUCGGUGGAUCCUCUGUGUGUCGGUAAGGUUGCUGGUCCUGCUCCGCUCGCGGCUGUGGAUGCACCGAGGGAGCAGCACUGCAACCCUCUUUUUGAUGCGGGCUGCAACCCGUUGGCCGCCACAAGGCUCGCUAGCCUCAGCAAACCCGUCCUGGAGUACACCAUUAAGAAUCAGCACGCCCCUCCUGCAGCACCUCUGACUUGUGACCCACGAACCAACCCAUACUGCAUACUGGCAGCUGCUGCUGCCCUGCGGCACAAGGUCCGCUACCAGCUUGGCGCCCCAGUCAAGUCUGGCUCUGAGGCUCCAGAUGCCCCCUCCUGCCAUCCUUAUGAUCCCAGCUGCAGCCAGUUCGCUCCACCUGCCAGCAUCGAGGCGCCAAAGACCGGAAAGGACGGCAUUAUCCUUCCGGAUCCCGACUGCGACCCUGAGUACGACUUCAACUGCCGGCUGCGCCACGCCGAACCCGCGGCCUCUGCCGACGAGCCCAUAGCCGAUGAAGAAAACGCUGCAGACGAGCCCGCUAAGGAAGCUGCUGUCCAACAAUCUGCUGUCCCAAGCUUUGAGGACUUCCUCCGGGGUGUCCUGAGUCAACAAUAAAUCUUACCACCAGCUCGGCAGUCGAACAGCUGGAAAUGGAGUUCUAACAAACAUGUAUAUGAACUUUAUAAGCAAGAACAUUUUUUUUUUUUUUUACAUCAAGGCCUUACCAAGAUUUUCCUUAAAAGGAAAUCUUCUUAAGUAAUGCAGCUUCAAACAGCAAUGCAGACAGUCUGAAGAUUUUGUAGUUUAGAUCGAAGAUUAAGCAACAUACGCAGCCGCAUUAUGAGAAAAUUCUGCAUUAAAUAAUUCAUGUUUGGAUGUUUGCAGAAAAGACAUGUAUGUAUAGAUGUGUGAUAGAGAAGUAGAGUUAGUCUGAAGCUGUGUUAGGAAGAAAGAUGCUGAGUUGUACAUUACCCACGGUGUAUUUAAGGCUAUUUUCUUCAGUAUUCUGUAAGUCCAAAACUCUUGAAACUUCAUCUGUUCAGUUUUUUUUUUAAUCAAGUUCUUAAUAAACAAAUAAGAUGACUGAA